CACAUGCUACAUUAAUAUGUUCUCUUUCCUAAAUUUUGAAACAUGUAGAACUUAUCUUAUGGUAGAAAAUGUAAUCCUAGUAUUUAGUUCAAAACUUGGUGAACUCUUUAACCCUCCUUAUCUCACUUCUCUCGUGCUUUUGCUGAUUUCUAUGUCUAUAGAUGAGGAAGAGUGAUGAGCGAAGAAUCCAAAUUCCAUGACAUGUAUGCGUAAAUACUACUACUGCCAAUAAAGAAGGCCAACAUAAUCACUUUAUCAACACAGAAAGCGAAGCUUCUCUUUCUUUUCCAUCAAUACAGUUACCAUCUGGAGACUUUUUGUCUCUUUGUAUUUCUUAUGCAUUGAAUUCCUCAAUAACAAUGUACAGAAUGUAGAACACAGUCUAGGUGAGCAAGUAAAAGAAGAUGGAGUUUGAUCUUGAAGAUCCACUAGUCAACUUGGAAGAAGAGCAAACCUUUACUAUAUCAAAACUCUUUGCCUCUGAAUCUGAUCACAUGCCCUCCCCAAACUGCUUAAGCUCAACACAUUUUCACGUUUCCUUCCGUUCUGAAGCCAUAUCUCUUAUACUUCAGGUUCAGUUUUCUUGCAAUUUGGACCUAAUUGUAGCUUACCUUGCUAUAAAUUACUUGCACCGUUUCGUAUCAAGCCAAGAAAUUCCGCCGGGGAAGCCGUGGUUUCUCAGGCUUCUUGUCAUAUCAUGUCUUUCUCUUGCUUCCAAGAUGAAGAACACAACUAUAUCAUUUUUGGAUACGCAGAAAGAAGGUUGCAACUUUAAGGUUCAAAAUAUUCAGAAAAUGGAGCUUCUUAUUCUGGGGGCUCUGAAAUGGCGUGUGAGGUCAAUUACACCUUUUUCUUUCCUUCAUUUCUUUCUUUCUUUAGCCGAAAUUAAAGACCAAACACUGAAGCAAGCACUUAAAGAAAGAGCUUCAGAGAUAAUCUUCAAUGCUCAAAAUGACAUUAAGUUCUUAGAGUAUAAACCUUCAACUAUUGCAGCAACUGCCCUUAUCUUUGCAUCUCAUGAACUAUUUCCGAAGCAAUAUUCUAUUCUGAGAGCUUCAAUUACAGCCUGUGAGUAUUUAGAUGAGGAGAUGUUGCCCAAGUGCUUUGAUUUGAUGCAAGGGAUGUUGAGAAUGGAAGCAAAGAAGUUAAUGAUGGAUACAAGAUUUUUAAGCACUGUAACUCCAGUGAGUGUGCUGGAGAGAAACACCAAACGACAAAGAAUUUGAUGGUCUUUGUUGAAGAAACAGAUUCAAGUUUUCUCAAACUCAAGAAGGUCGAAGCUGAGGGAAAACAAUCAUGUUUUUUCUGUGUCACUGUUUCCACUCAGUCCAAAACAGAGAGGACGCGAGGCCUUGAUUUUGGAAUAUGAUAGUUGAGAUAUCCAUACAUUCCUGAGUGUCGUUCACCAAAAUGAAAUUCAGAAAUAAUUAAAUUAAAUGAAAUGGAAGUUGUAAGGUGGCACCCCUGCAAUGAAAUAAAACAGCUGAUAUAGGUGUUAAUUUGAAUCUGAUUGAACGUUUAUUAAGGUCGUGACAGAAUUACAUCAUAGCUGGCAUGUUUCGUUUCUAAUUUUAAGCAAGUAAAAUCAUGCCAAAAUGUGGUUCAGCGUGAGUUUCACUGUUUUAGGCUUGGCUGUGGCUGUUAAAGAAUACAUGUUACUGAAUAAUGAUAUGUUCCCUAUGUUGCGUUGUUAUUACUUGAAACAUAGAGAAGCCUAAACAUUGUUCCAUUUCAAGAUGGAUGAUGUUGUCCAAAUUGCUUUAAGA
Molecule: messenger RNA, 1766 nt
Organism: Cajanus cajan (pigeon pea)
Lineage: Eukaryota; Viridiplantae; Streptophyta; Magnoliopsida; Fabales; Fabaceae
Product: putative cyclin-D6-1
Source: RefSeq, a predicted model, not a curated record